This is a messenger RNA of Thunnus maccoyii (southern bluefin tuna), 3043 nucleotides long. RefSeq names its product secretory carrier membrane protein 2, like (gene scamp2l). The transcript has 9 exons. Lineage: Eukaryota; Metazoa; Chordata; Actinopteri; Scombriformes; Scombridae. Gene Ontology annotation, cellular component: recycling endosome membrane; trans-Golgi network membrane. Bases 146 to 1150 code for a protein of 334 amino acids. The record is from RefSeq and is a predicted model, not a curated record. Gene Ontology annotation, biological process: protein transport.
UGACGUUGUCCACCUAUCGAGUGACGCAUGCGCAGAGCCUCACAGCACCAUCAGGAUCAACAGGAGCAGCAGCAGCAGCCACCGCCGUCGUUUAGACAGGAGCUGUCGUUUUGUUUAUUUCAAACAAAAUAACAUUUUCUCCACGAUGUCGGGAUUUGACAGCAACCCCUUCGUCGAUCCAGUGGACGUAAAUCCCUUUCAGGAUGCCUCAGUCACACAAGCCACCAGCAGAGCCACUGAAAGCAUCGGGGAGUUCAACCCGUUCUCUGCAACUGAAAUGGGAAAAAACUCUGACACGACCAUCCCCAUCUCUGCUGCCUCAUCUCAACCCGCCGUACUACAGACCUCUGUGGAGCAGAGUGCACAAGCAACUGUAAAUGCUGGCCAGGCUAACCUGAUCAAACAGCAGGAGGAGCUGGAGAGGAAAGCAGCUGAGCUGGAGAGGAAGGAGCAGGAGCUGCGGAACCAGGCAUCAACCACAGGCGCCAAAGAGAACAAUUGGCCACCUCUUCCCAAGUUCUUCCCUGUGAAGCCGUGCUUCUAUCAGGACUUUGAGCAGGAGAUCCCAGACGACUACCGCAGGAUCUGCAAGAGAAUGUACUACCUCUGGAUGUUCCACAGUGCCACUCUGUUCCUCAACGUGUUGGCCUGCCUGGCUUACUUCACUGCAGACUCUUCGCACGGUGUAGACUUUGGUCUUUCCAUCCUCUGGUUCAUCCUCUUCACCCCUGUGUCUUUUAUCUGCUGGUACAGGCCUGUUUACAAGGCCUUCAGGUCCGACAGCUCCUUCAGCUUCUUUUUCUUCUUCUUUGUCUUUUUCUUCCAAGUGGCAGUGUACGUCAUCCAGACUGUGGGGAUCCCCAGUUGGGGAAACAGUGGAUGGAUUGUGUCCAUCAGCAUGAUCGGCAAAAACUUGGCUGUGGCCGUGGUUAUGAUGGUGGUGGCCGGUUUUUUCACCGUGAACGCCGUCCUGGGCGUCAUCUUACUGAAAAUGGUUCACUCAAAGUACAGAAGGACAGGUGCCAGCUUCACUAAAGCCCAGCAGGAGUUCUCCCAGGGAGUCCUGACCAACCGAAACUUCCAGACUGCUGCAGCCAGCGCUGCCACCUCCGCUGCUCAGGGAGCCUUUGGCAGGCCCCAAGGAAACUAGGCCCUCCCCUACAUCCUUGGUGACUCAGACUAGUCUUUUCUCUGAUCAAUGUACCAGAUUAGUCUGAGCUCUCGUCAUUGUUUUGGGGGGGGGGGGGGGGAUGGGGGUGUGAUUAUUUAUUGAAAAGCACCUAAAAAAACAAAUAUCUUAUAACCAGGAACAAUCUUGUUGCUGCAUAUUUGUGGCUUAUGGUCAACAGAUCAGCCUAGUGAGGUGAACCCAAUUCUCUCCACAUAUUCCACAUAUACACUUUUAAGGAGAUUGUGGCACAGAAGACAAGCUCAAAGUCUUAUACAAGCAUGUAAUGUCUAUUUGCACUUCCCCACUACUAAUAAUAUAAUAUACAGCAUGUUCAAAUAUCAGGCUAUCAAAAGUUAUUGUAGGAAAUUACUAACUGAAGCUGAAUCAGGAGGCAAAGUGGGUAUGACAAAAGAAAGAAAUGUGCAACACCUCAUCACAAAAUAACUGAAAUGCAUGUAAAAUUAGACAGAUUAAGGGUAUAAAUAUGAAAGUGUCCGAGGUGCACUGCUACAAAGAGCUGUGGCCUAGUAAAGGUACUUUUAUUUAAAUCCUGUCACUGUUAAAGUAUUGGGACUUUUACUAUCCAUCUCACUGUUAGUGUAGAGAUAACACUCUGGGGCCUCAAAGAUAAACACUGUGUGUAGAGUUUGGAAUAUAUAAAAAAAGCAUAUUUGACCUGAGAAUGUUUUUCUGUCAAUGAAUGAUGGAUCCCUAUAAUGUAUGUCUACAUAUUUUUGUCAUUACAGCAGCACAUAAAGCUUUACAGGGUAACCAGUCUUUAACUCUAACAAAUGUUAAUACAUGGAGUACUCUUUAUGGCGCUAAAUUCUGAUUGUUUCAUAGUUCCUGUUUUCUCAGGCAAUCAGACUAGUUGCCCUGUAAAAUGAGAUGCAGCCUGACGAUUGUACGGAAGUGAGAAAUGAAGGUUGUACUGUAACACAACAUGUUGCACUACCGAUGAACAGAGUUGCUGUUUGAUUGUUGCUCACUGAAUUUUAUGUUUUCCCAUGUGUAUAAUACUGUAUAGGAUAAGCUGAUGCUUAGUGAAGGGUGAAGGGAUGAAGGAUUUUCUUAUUACUGUUUUAAUCAGCUUUCUGGUUUAGAUGAAGUGAGACAAAAAGCUCUUCAGAUGGUCAAUUGAAGACAUGGUGUAACUGGGGUGUUGCAUUUUAAUUCAUGUUGAGUUGUAAAGAUUACUAUACUGUUUUCUGACAUAAUAUGGAGCUUAGCCAUGGUGAAAAUGAAAGACAGGGUGCAGGUUUAUUUAUGUGAUGUUACUGACAUUAACUGAAUUCAGGUGUAUUUACCAAGGAAGAGUGCAUUAAUGAGCAGAAAGAACACACUGUUUAUCUGUUGAUUAUACAUUUGUUUGACUUUGCAACAGUAGGAAUUGUAUUGCAGACCAAAGUCACGUGUUACUGAAUAGUCGCAGAUAGUUUGUAUUUUUUAACAGCACCUACUUAUUGUUAGGUAUUAGCUUUUUCAUAUUUUUACUUGUGAAUAGAUACACUGUAAAAUUCUAAAAUCUUUUGUUGCUAUAACACUGAAUCACUGUUUAAUUAUAACCUCGGUGCCUUCAGCAGAUCCUACCAAUGUUUGUGUGGGGAUUUUUUUUGCACAAGGCUGUUAGUUAUUAGUGUUUUGUCUUAUUUUUGUUUGUCUUUACAUAAGGAUUUGUUUUAUGAAGUUUCUCCUUGAUCAGAAUGUGUAUUAGGGUUUGUUGUAUAUACUGGGAAUCUAUUUAAAAUAUAUUUACAGGAGGGGUAUUGUUGGAAAUCGGUUUUCAGUCUUAACAGUCAAUAAAUUGUUUGUUCUAUUUUAAAGAUUUGGACUGUGUUUAAUACUGUUGGCUCAUUAAAGAUUUUUCAUUUA